This is a messenger RNA of Lacerta agilis (Sand lizard), 2491 nucleotides long. It is a transcript of the gene SLC25A12, whose product is annotated as solute carrier family 25 member 12. Lineage: Eukaryota; Metazoa; Chordata; Lepidosauria; Squamata; Lacertidae. Bases 61 to 2091 code for a protein of 676 amino acids. The record is from RefSeq and is a predicted model, not a curated record. Gene Ontology annotation, biological process: malate-aspartate shuttle; L-glutamate transmembrane transport; aspartate transmembrane transport. Gene Ontology annotation, molecular function: calcium ion binding; L-glutamate transmembrane transporter activity; L-aspartate transmembrane transporter activity. The transcript is spliced from 18 exons.
CUCCUCCUCCUCCUCUCCUCCUCCUCCUUUUCCACCACCAUCCACUUCCCCGAGCUCAGCAUGGCGGUCAAGGUUCAAACAACCCGGAGAGCAGAUCCUAAUGAGCUUCGCAACAUAUUUUUGAAGUAUGCCACUGUCGAACAAGAUGGAGAGCGUUACAUGACACCAGGUGACUUCGUGCAGAGCUACCUGGGACUUUAUACAGACCCCCAUUUCAAUCCUCAAACGGUGCAGCUGUUAGCAGGAGUGGCAGAUCAGACAAAGGAUGGGUUGAUCUCCUAUCAAGAGUUUUUGGCAUUUGAAUCCGUCCUAUGCACACCAGAUUCAAUGUUCAUCGUUGCUUUUCAGUUGUUUGACAAGAGUGGCAAUGGCGAAGUGACCUUUGAAAAUGUAAAAGAAAUAUUUGGGCAGACCGUUAUUCACCAUCACAUCCCAUUCAAUUGGGACUGCGAGUUCAUUCGAUUGCACUUUGGCCAUAACAGGAAGAAACACCUGACAUACUCGGAAUUUACUCAGUUUUUGCAGGAACUGCAGUCAGAACAUGCCCGGCAAGCAUUUGCACUGAAAGACAAGAACAAAACGGGCACGAUUACUGGCCUGGAUUUCGGCAGCAUCAUGGCUACAAUUCGUCCACACAUGCUCACUCCUUUUGUGGAGGAGAACUUGGUUUCAGCUGCAGGUGGAUCCAUUUCUCACCAAGUCAGCUUUUCGUAUUUCAACGCUUUCAAUGCCUUGCUGAACAACAUGGAGCUUGUUCGAAAGAUAUACAGCCUCAUUGCAGGUGCUAGAAAAGAUGUCGAGGUUACAAAAGAGGAGUUCUCUCAGUCUGCAAUCAAAUUUGGACAGGUUACACCUUUGGAGAUUGAUAUCCUUUUUCAGCUCUCCGAUUUGUAUAAUGCCUCAGGACGCUUGACGAUGGCAGACAUUGAGAGAAUAGCGCCCUUGGCUGAAGGAGCGUUGCCUUACAACUUGGCAGAACUUCAGAGGCAGCAAUCUUACGGUGAUCUGGGCAGACCUGUCUGGCUCCAGGUAGCUGAGUCGGCUUACAGGUUCUCUCUGGGCUCAAUUGCUGGAGCCGUAGGAGCUACCGCGGUCUACCCUAUUGACCUGGUGAAGACGCGCAUGCAGAACCAGCGCACAACUGGCUCCGUGGUGGGAGAGCUGAUGUACAAGAACAGCUUUGAUUGUUUCAAGAAAGUUCUGCGUUACGAAGGCGCUUUUGGCCUUUACAGAGGGUUGCUUCCACAGCUCAUUGGUGUUGCUCCAGAAAAGGCCAUUAAGCUUACAGUCAAUGACUUCGUCAGAGACAAAUUCACGCAGAGAGACGGUUCCAUUCCACUGCAUGCAGAGAUCCUUGCGGGAGGCUGCGCAGGAGGUUCUCAGGUCAUCUUCACAAAUCCCCUGGAGAUUGUCAAGAUUCGGCUGCAGGUGGCAGGAGAAAUCACCACAGGGCCGAAAGUUAGAGCCCUCACCGUUCUGAAGGACUUGGGGAUUUUCGGUCUUUACAAGGGUGCCAAAGCAUGUUUCCUCCGAGACAUUCCCUUUUCUGCAAUCUACUUUCCUGUGUACGCUCAUUGUAAACUGAUGCUUGCAGAUGAAAAUGGCCGCGUGGGAGGAUUUAAUCUGCUUGCAGCUGGCGCUAUCGCAGGUGUGCCUGCUGCUUCCUUGGUGACCCCUGCUGAUGUCAUCAAGACGAGACUGCAAGUGGCGGCUCGCGCUGGUCAAACAACGUACAAUGGAGUCAUUGACUGCUUUGGAAAGAUACUUCGAGAAGAAGGCCCUGCAGCUUUCUGGAAAGGAGCCGCAGCUCGAGUGUUCAGAUCUUCACCCCAGUUUGGCGUCACUCUAGUGACCUAUGAACUUUUGCAGCGCUGGCUCUAUGUUGAUUUUGGAGGCCUCAAACCCUCCGGCUCAGAACCUACACCCAAGUCUCGAAUCUCCGGCCUUCCUCCUGCCAAUCCCGACCACAUAGGUGGAUAUCGACUUGCAACAGCUACUUUUGCUGGGAUAGAGAACAAAUUUGGCCUCUCUCUUCCAAAGUUUAAAUCAGGUGCCGUUUCAGCGCAGCCCAAAGCAGCCGCUCCCUCCUGAGCUGUCCUCUCGAGCCAGAUAAAUAGUAGUGCCAUGGACAGAGAGCUACAGCCGUGGCUCUGCUCCUCUAGUCAGCUGCAUGAUGCUCUAGCUGAAUGGAGCACUGACAUCGAAUCACUCCUUUCUAUCCAAAACACAGCUAAUCAUUUGCACACGGGAGACCGAUUCAAGCUUUAAGUUCUAUGCGUAGAGUAAGUAACUAGGGCUUGGCUUAGCACAGCUUGCACUCCAUGUUACUGUACAUAUUGUACAACUUUGUACAGAGACAUCAUCAUGGCAUUGAAAUGCAAAACUGCAUUUGUAGAAACAGGUGUUGCGGUUCUAAAUAGUUUGAAAUGUACAGAAUGUUUUGGAAAGUGUUUUAUUAAAAAUCAUGUGACAAUAAAAUUUAUUAAAACCA